AAUCAUCAAAGCAGCUACACAUUCACGUUCAUCACUACCUGUUCCAUUCAUUUUCUCACAGUUACACACACUUUUUUUCAUUCAUUCAUUCUUUCAUGGCUUCGAAGACAGAAGGAAAGGCCAUUGGCAUUGACCUCGGCACCACCUAUAGCUGCGUUGGAGUGUGGCAAAGCGACCGAGUUGAGAUCAUAGCCAAUGACCAAGGCAACAGAACCACUCCUUCCUACGUCGCUUUCACCGAUACAGAGCGUCUCAUAGGAGACGCUGCGAAGAACCAAGUUGCCAUGAACCCACAGAAUACUGUUUUCGACGCAAAACGACUAAUUGGUCGCAGAUUCUCAGACCCUUCUGUGCAAAGCGACAUGAAACACUGGCCAUUCAAGGUCGUUCCGGGUCCCGCCGACAAACCCAUGAUUGUCGUUCAGUACAAAGGAGAAGAGAAACAGUUUUCAGCAGAAGAGAUAUCUUCGAUGGUGUUGACGAAGAUGAAGGAGAUCGCGGAGGCUUUUCUGGGUCAGAGCAUAAAGAACGCGGUUAUCACUGUGCCUGCUUAUUUCAACGAUUCUCAGAGACAAGCCACGAAGGAUGCUGGCGCCAUUGCAGGCCUUAACGUAACGAGAAUCAUCAAUGAACCAACCGCUGCUGCUAUUGCCUAUGGAUUGGACAAGAAGGCUUCGAGGUCUGGUGAGAAGAACGUGCUCAUCUUUGACCUCGGUGGUGGAACCUUCGAUGUUUCACUCCUCACUAUUGAGGAGGGUAUUUUUGAAGUUAAAGCCACUGCCGGAGAUACCCAUUUGGGAGGUGAAGAUUUUGAUAACAGACUCGUAAACCAUUUUGUCGCUGAGUUCAAGAGGAAGCACAAGAAGGAUAUUAGCACAAGUGCAAGAGCUCUUAGGAGACUCAGAACUGCAUGUGAGAGGGCUAAGAGGACUCUCUCUUCCACCAGCCAGACAACUAUUGAGAUUGAUUCACUCUAUGAAGGCAUUGAUUUCUAUUCCACCAUCACCAGAGCCAGGUUUGAGGAGCUCAACAUGGACUUGUUCCGCAGGUGCAUGGAGCCUGUGGAGAAGUGUUUGAGGGACUCUAAGAUCGAUAAGAGUCAAGUUCAUGAUGUUGUACUUGUUGGUGGAUCCACCAGAAUUCCCAAAGUUCAGCAACUUUUGCAGGAUUUCUUCAAUGGGAAAGAGCUGUGCAAGAGCAUUAACCCAGAUGAGGCUGUGGCAUAUGGAGCUGCAGUGCAAGCUGCUAUUUUGAGUGGUGAAGGGAAUGAGAAGGUUCAAGACUUGCUUCUGCUUGAUGUCACUCCUCUUAGCCUUGGUAUUGAAACUGCAGGAGGAGUUAUGACUGUGUUGAUUCCAAGGAACACAACUAUUCCCACUAAGAAGGAGCAGAUUUUCUCUACUUAUGCUGAUAAUCAACCUGGGGUGUUGAUUCAGGUUUAUGAAGGUGAGAGAGCCAGAACCAAAGAUAACAACUUGUUGGGGAAGUUUGAGCUCACUGGGAUCCCGCCAGCACCAAGAGGAGUUCCUCAAAUCAAUGUCUGCUUUGACAUUGAUGCAAAUGGUAUUUUGAAUGUUUCUGCUGAGGAUAAAACUGCAGGGGUGAAGAACAAGAUCACAAUCACCAAUGAUAAAGGAAGGUUGAGCAAAGAGGAGAUUGAGAGAAUGGUGCAGGAGGCAGAGAAAUACAAGGCAGAGGAUGAGGAGGUGAAGAAGAAGGUGGAGGCUAAAAACUCUUUGGAGAACUAUGCUUACAACAUGAGGAAUACUGUGAAGGAUGAGAAAUUUGCAGGGAAAUUGGACCCUGCAGAUAAGCAGAAGAUAGAGAAGGCUGUGGAUGAGACCAUCGAGUGGCUUGAUAGAAACCAACUUGCAGAGGUGGAGGAAUUCCAGGACAGAUUGAAGGAUUUGGAGGGAUUGUGCAACCCAAUUAUCUCCAAUAUGUACCAAGGUGCUGGUGGUGGAGAUGUUCCAAUGGGUGCUGCAGAUGACAUGCCUAGUGGUGGCAGCGGAAAAUCAUCCACUGGUGGCAGUGGGGCUGGCCCAAAGAUUGAAGAAGUUGACUAAAAUGUGAAACUUGUUUCUGUUCUCUAAAGUUUAUUUAAUGCUUUUCUACAGUUAUCCUUGAGUGGUUUUGCAUUGAUGCCCAUUAGUAAUGUUUUUAGGUGAGUUUGUGUGAUUUCACAAGAGUCAUGUAAAAUAAAUUUCCUACAUGUUGACCAAGUAAACAACACAGCAUUUUGUUUUUCUUUACAUCUUUUGUUUUAUUUUCUUGAGAUAGUAAUCUAAAACGACCAUCUUUUUUUUUUUAUUUCCAAGUGCCUUGUGAAACAAUUGCUUAAAUGCUACAAGCAUUGGUAUAAUAAUAAUAACAAUAAUAAUAUUAAUUCCUCAUUCUUAGCAAAGCAGUGGCUAUAUUGCUUCUUUGAGCCCUGUCUGCUGCCAACAGAACACAAAGGCAGAACAUACUUGCAACUAAAACUAACAGAACACCAAUUGUGUAUGCAAACUUAUGAAUUCUUCUACGUUGGCAAUCUGAGAUGACAUACGAUCAAUACCUGAUAAUACUGAAAAGUGCUUUAAGCCAUUGGUGUUGCUUUGUUUUAUCAUUUUAUCAUCAAGUUGAUCAUUUUGAAUCCCCUCCAUCAGCAUCUCGCAUAACUCGUAUUUCUCUCUCCCGUUACAUAAUGUAGCACUUGAAGAGAGUCUUGAGGGAUCAAUGUUUUUCUGGUAUAGCCAUAAGUAAUGUUAUUUGACUAAACACCCAAAAGUAUAGCAUAAUUCUCUUUCGUGCAUAGAAUAUCAGUUGCUUUUUUCUUCUACUAAUUCAAGUAUGGUUGAUUUUCAAACCUAAUUACAUUACAAAAAAUAAAGAAAAACUGACAGAAAAAGUCUGCUAGUAUGGUCAUUUCUAUCAAUAUAAACUUUAUUUAAUAGAAAAUUGUAUUGACAUAUCAAUUUCUUAUAUAUAAGUUUAUUAAUUUGUUAGUAGCACCAGACAGACAACAUAUUGUUAGUAUGUAUAAUUUCUGUGACAAAACAUACUCAAAAACACUUUUUUAGUGUUCUUUACCUCCUUGGAUGGAUCUCUUGUAGCUAUCACCAAAGUGGGGUCAUUUUUUUUCAAUGCUUCCAAGAUAAUGACUCCACCCAUUUGUGUAGAUUUCCGCCAACAAACAUGUCACCUAUUGAUCUUUUUCUAGCAUCUGAAGAACUAGAAUGACAAAGUAGUCAUCUCCUUUCGUAGAUGUAUGUGAAAGUACAGAAGAAUGUUGAUGAAAUUUUGUUUGAAAUAAAAUUAAUAUUUUCCGAAGUCACGGAAGCUACUUAAUAUUUAGUAACUAAUCUUGAAAAAUAGUAGGAGAAUUAAUGUAUAUUGUAAUGCUGGUUUUAUCUAAGAAGUGAUUAAUAAAUUCUAAGCAACUUACUCAGCAAGAUGGGUCCUUGGAAGAAAUUUGCAAUAAAGUUCCUCAUGUCAGCAACAACCACAA
Messenger RNA from Abrus precatorius (Indian licorice), 3490 nucleotides. Its product is annotated as heat shock 70 kDa protein-like. Gene Ontology annotation, cellular component: cytoplasm. The coding region runs from base 96 to 2066 and encodes 656 amino acids. Lineage: Eukaryota; Viridiplantae; Streptophyta; Magnoliopsida; Fabales; Fabaceae. Gene Ontology annotation, molecular function: ATP binding; ATP hydrolysis activity; heat shock protein binding. The record is from RefSeq and is a predicted model, not a curated record. Gene Ontology annotation, biological process: cellular response to unfolded protein; protein refolding. The transcript has a single exon.